AACCUCGAGCUAUAAACGUAGUGUUCUCCAGCCUUCAUUCAACAUGAACAAGAUCAUCGUUUACACACGUGAAGGAUUCUCCGGCAGAAGCGUUGAAUUCACAGGCAAUGUGCUGAACUUGGUAGAGAAAGGCUUGAACGACAGCAUCUCAUCUUUGAAAGUCAUCGGCGCACCAUGGGUCGCAUAUCACGAUAUCAAUUAUGACGGAAAUCAACGGGUGUUUGAGGAAGGAGAGUACCCUACCCUUGUGGACAAAGGGAAAUUUUCUUCUCUCAGAAUAAUCACAGAAGACCUGAGGAACCCUGAAAUCCAGCUGUUUCAGCACAAAAAUUAUGCAGGAGGAGAUGUAGUUCUGAACCAGGAGACAAAUCUUCAUCAUAUUGAUUUUGGUGACACAGCUACAUCCCAUAAAGUGAAGAGUGGUGUUUGGGUUCUGUACGAGCAUACCAAUCGUGAGGGGAGGCAGCUUGUUUCCUUCCCGGGGCAAGAAGUUCCCAAUUAUGUUGCGAUCGGCUUUAAUGAUGUGAUCAGCCAUGUUCGUCCCCUGCUGUCAAAAGCUUGAUAAUCCUCAUUCACAACACUCUUGUAGCAGCUGAAUGUAAACAAAACCCUUUUGUUAAGCAUCAGGCAGGUGAGGGGAAUGACUUGAUCUGAAGAAAAUCCACAAUGAGUGACAAAGAAAACAAAGACUGCAACUUAAAAACAACCGUCUGAAGACACACAAUUUGUUAAAUGAAAAAAGUGCACUGUGUGCUUCUGUUGCUGUUUGUUUUAAGGUGAAGUGAUCAACAUCAGUAAAAGUGUGCAGUAAAAUACAACUUAUGAGUCAUUUUUGUAAUAAUCACCGAUCAUACUGUUAUUUCCCUUGUUUGUAUAGAAAAUACAUUUAUGCUGCAGAAGUAACCGUGUCUUUGCAAGAGUUUCCUCAAGAAAUAAAGACACCUUAAAUCUGA
Messenger RNA from Triplophysa dalaica, 953 nucleotides. RefSeq names its product epidermal differentiation-specific protein-like. NCBI's taxonomy places the organism in Eukaryota, Metazoa, Chordata, Actinopteri, Cypriniformes, Nemacheilidae. The transcript has a single exon. Gene Ontology annotation, molecular function: structural constituent of eye lens. Gene Ontology annotation, biological process: visual perception; lens development in camera-type eye. Bases 44 to 562 code for a protein of 172 amino acids. The record is from RefSeq and is a predicted model, not a curated record.